Messenger RNA from Rotaria sordida, 5653 nucleotides. The record is from the annotation of a GenBank genome assembly. NCBI's taxonomy places the organism in Eukaryota, Metazoa, Rotifera, Eurotatoria, Philodinida, Philodinidae.
AUGAAAUUAGAUAUUCAAGUAACGCGUAUAGAAUGUAAAUUACCUAAUGUUUGUGUUUUAGAUAUUAAAGGUGAAGAAAUCUUACGUAUUGUUGGAGUAUAUGCAUCUGAAAGUCAAGAUGCUAAAAAAGCAGAGGUCUUCCUUACGUGGGCAGAUGCUAAUUUUCUUGCUCCAUUUACACCUGAAUUGUCUACUUCUUUGCGUUCGAAUAGAAUAAUUGAUAAUGCUUUAGCUGCUGGUUUAAGUAUCGAUAUUCAUAAUCAUAGUGUGAAACCUCAUCCAUACACUGAUUCUUCAUCUAUUGAAUAUGACAAUGUCGAUGAACCUAUUCCUGAAGUAACAUUAGAUGAAUUAGUAUUCACAGUGCAAGCAAAACGUAAAAAGAAAUCUCUUGAUGCUCAUGGCAUAUCGAACUUCAUGUUUAAUUUUCUGGAUAAAUGUCAUUGGUCUUUAUUCCUUAAACUAUUUAAUCACUCUUUCCAAACGGCUAUUCUGCCUAAGGCAUGGAAAGAUACUAGAAUGGUUUUAUUAGCCAAAAAAGAGUCUAUCUGUUCUCCUUCAUUAACUCGUCCUAUUUCUCUUAUCGACUCUUUUCUUAAAGUUGGUGAAAGGUUAUUUCUUUCUAGAUUUCGUGAUAUUUUAGCUAGAAGAGGUCUAUUACCCGAUAAUCAGUCGGGUUUCAGAGAUGGUUUUCGUGUCCAAACUCGUUUAUUGUUAUUUCUGGAGGAUAUAUAUAGUCUUAUGGCAAAUAGUGCUCCUGUAUGUACCAUCUUUAUUAAUUUUCGUUCUGCCUUCGAUCAAUUAUGGCAUGAGGGUUGCGUGGACAAACUAAUGAGAUUAGGUAUUCCUUUGUCUUAUUUAAGAUGGAUAGAAGCUUGGCUUCUUGAUAGAAGGUGCUUUAUUGAGAUAAAUAGUGAUAAAUCCAGGUGGUUUUCAAUUGGAAAAGGGGGUCCUCAGGGUAGUGUGUUAACUCCCACUUUAUUCAUUAGUUAUCAUUGUGAUAUGGGGCAAUUUCUUUCUCAAUGUACUAGUCAUUUUUUGCUGACGACGUUGCAGCUAUACUUGCAGGACAAUUAGGAGUACGAUACACUAAUCAAUCUAUUGAUCUUGAAAAACGUAUUAAAUCUUUUCUUGAUUCACUCGAAUAUUAUUCUUGUUUAGCUGAUCAGCCCUUAAAUAGAACUAAAACUGAAGCUAUGUUUAGUGCUCGUGCAAUAGGAUCCCCAGACUUCAACAUUACAUUUGAUAGUAGGGAUGAUAAAUGUAUUCAUUGGAAACAGGAGUACAAAUAUCUUGGCUAUAUCAUCUCAUCUAGACUUGGAUGGGGGAAGUUACUAAAGUAUACAGAAUGUAAAGUCCGGAAGAGAAUAGCACUUAUUAAAUCGUUUAAAUUGUUUGGUUGCUCGUCUCCUAGUCUUCAUAAAGCUCUGUUCUAUUCAUAUGUCCUUCCAUUAUUCAUCUGGUUAUAUCCUGUAUAUCCGCUAUUUACGCGAAAACAACAGGAAGACCUCUCUAGGUUUUAUUACUUCUCCCUCCGUCGUACUCUAUGUUGCCUCGAAUGGAAUGAAAAUUUUUUUUCAUAUAUUCUUGAUGAAAUUUUCUUGGAAGAUCGUUGCUCUAUAUACUGGAAUAGGUAUCUCAGAGCGUUAACUAAUUCGAUUGAUGGUAAUCUAAUUUUUGAAAAAGCUAACCUUGCUGACCUUAGGAAGAGUUGGUUGGGUAAGGAGUUCUCCAUCAUAGGGUUGAGAAGAUCUAAAAGAUUCGUCCCUUACAAAUCAAUUUUAGAAAAAGUUUUAACUUGGCUUUCGUCGGUUCUUUCUAACUCUUCUAUACCACAUUAUGAAAUGUCUGAAAUUGAGCUACUUCAACUCUUUCCUGAUUCUUUUUAUUAAACCUGUGAUCUAUGUCUUUUUCUGUCCGUGUUAACUGUUGUUUAAAUGUUGUUCAUGUUGUUCAUGUGCAGUCUGUUCUGUACGUGUGUUCGUUUCUUUUUUCUUAUGUUUAUUUUCUACUUUGCACUCUGUAUUCAUCUUGGAUGUGGUUUUCUCAUCAUCCUUUUUUGUUUCCUCUGCAUUGUUACAUGUAGAAUCUUUGCUUCUUUUUGUAUCUUCCGUGUACCUUUUAUUUCACUUUUUUUUUAUUUUUAUUUUUUUUCUCUCUUUUCUCAUUUCUGGUGCUGUUAGGAUCUUAGGAUCGCAGUUAUUGUAUAAUAAUAAAAAAAAAUGUUGUUGUAGCUAACAUGGCAAUAGAUUGAUUUGUUACUAAUUAUUUCUAUAACCUGUUUAUUCGACCAAUAACAUUCUUUAACAUACACAGUUUUGCGUUCUCUUCGAAUACAAUUUACGAGUAAUGCCGAUAACAAUCCUCUUUCAUUUUUAGUGUCUCCUUUUUUUUGUUUCUUUAUAUCUCUUACUAUAUUCUGUUCCUCCAACAAUCAAAUUGGUGCAUUAUGAAAAUAUUCAUCUAUUUCUCUUUUCUUUUUAUAUUGCCUAUCUCUAAUUGAUGAAAUUACAAUGUUAUAAUGAGUUGAAGUCAGUAAAAAAACAGAUAUACGCAGUUCUUUCAUUGGAUAAAUAUUCUUACAGAAAUCUUUGCGUUUUUUUUUUUCUACUUGUGGAUUAAAAAUUCCCGUGGGGUGAAUCAUAAUUAUUCUUUUAUAAUCUUCAAAAUUAUGUAUCUGAUAGCUGACACUGAUAGAAAUAAAGGACACAUGUGCCUAUAGCUCAGAAUUGUUGACUUUCACCGAAGGAAAAUUCAAAUAUUAUAUUAAAAAAACAAGACUAACUAGAAAAAUUAUUUAUUGAAAAUACAUUGUAUGGAAAGGUGGAUAUUUAGUUAGAAAUAUCAUAUCGUAUAUUCCCAGGUGAUAAUUUAACGAUUGAAAGCCAAUUAAAAAUACUAUAUGUCUGAGUUUCUGUUACAAAAUCAUCAUUGAAUUAUAUAAUUCCGUUGACACCAAUAUUCUGAUCGCAAUGAUGAUUACAUGAAUUGCUUCAGUUCAUAUUUUAGAAGGUUAGCAACCUAGAUCAAUUGUUCUGAUCGUUGGAAACGAUGUCUUACACGGCCUGAAAUGGCUUGAUUCCUGGCAUCGACGAUAGGAAACGAGGGCCGUUUUUCACCGGUUCGAAGACCAUAAUCCAUCAUACCAGAUUAAGAAAAGUGUUGCCAUACACCUUUGUUUGACGUUUACGACUAAAUUUAGCUACUCUUAUACGUCUGUAUUUUACAUCACUAAUAGUAUAAAGUUUUUGUAUCAUCCUAAUACUAGAUCUUAUUCAAUCUCAAAAAAUUAUUUACCCUAUAAAAAUUAUAAAAACCAAGAGAAAACACGACCUGAAAGAAAAUGAAUGAAAAAAAAUACUUUAUUGAAGUUGAAACUAAAAAGUGAUCUACAAUAACAAUAAAAAAGAAUUCAAAUUAAAAAAAGUCAUACUUCUAUAAUAUCUUAUUAACGGAUGACGUAAAAUAAAAAAAAGACUUGUUUACGCUGAAUUAAUUAUCACAAUUAUCUAAAAUAGAUAAUUAUAGAAACAAGAGUUGAUUUGGUGGUUUUAAGUCAUAUAUUGGGAGCGGACAUAUAUUUCUCUAGCGUUCUGUUCGUUCGUUCUUGAUUAGUGACUUGAAAUUAAAUGAAAACCUAAUAUGGCUAGUCCAUCUCUAAUCUUAAAGAAAAAAGUCUAAUUGAUGAAAUAAUCUACAUUAAAAGAAAAUCAUUCAAACUAAAGAAAAAUAUUCCUAUUUAAUUUGAUUGACAUAAUUCCAAAUAAGAAAUCAGUGGUUUGAAGUGAAAGAAUAUUAUUUAUGAAUGGAAUUGAUCGAUAAAAAUUAUGUAAAUGAAAGAAAACUAUGACACAAGCUGCUUCAUGUGUGAUGAAACAGACAGAGGUUUUAAGUCGAGAACAACCGAUGGAAUCAGCAUUGUUAGCUCAUUUCAACGAGCUUUCACUUUCUUUAUUUUGUUAUAUUCAAAAUGUCCUUAAAUCAGUCUACAUAUAUAAAACAUAAGAGAUAGAGAAGAGAAAUCAAAGAAGAAAGAUAGAUAGAAAAAAAGAAAUAACAAUAAUAAUAAUAACGAGAAACGACGAAGAAAAAAAAAGAGAGAUCAAGAGCAAGAUUGAAGGUGAAUCACCGUUAACAAGCAUAGACUACACUAUAGUUCAAAGUAAUAACGAUAUUUAUCCUGUGAAAAAAAAUAGCCAUAUGAAACCUAAAUAAUGCCGAGUUGUUCAAAAACUCCUAUUAUGAUAGCACAAAAUCUUAUGAGAAUUUGUACAUUCAAACAGCAGCCGUUUCAAUUUUGACAAAUAAAUCAAGUUUCUUUGUAGGUUUCAGAAAGAAGCAAUAAUAUACGCGUUUUCAUCUACUUUAUGACUCGUAAUCAAAGGCUUUUCAUUAAUAGACGGAAAGAGGCCCCAUAACGACGAAAAAAAAACAAUAGUCGUAACGACUGCCAUUUCCGGUAGCACUUAAAUGAUUACUGUAAAAGACCACAGUUUAUCACAUUAUUCAAGCGUUUUAUAAUGCAUCAUAAACGGUUAUCGUAACAUUAGUCGUUGCCCACGGUUUUCAUAUGGUUUACAGACCAUUGCAUUCGAUACGAUAAAAGUUAUAUUUUCGUUUUUUUUCCCUUACAAAAGUCUUUUUGUAUUCGUUUAUUCAUGUUAAUUAUUUAAUAAAAUUUACACCAUUCUAUGAUACGUUUCUUAGUAACUUCUUUCGUGAAAAUUCUAAAGAUUUUGGGAAAGAUAUAUCGUAGUCUAAAUUGCAAGAAUCGAAAUAUAGUUGACAUACUCAAGUGAUUCAUUAAGAUCUAACAAAAAUUACAGUAUAAAUUAAUAAAAGGAACAUUUUUAUGUCGACUUUACUUUGACUUUUGCAAUACUAACAACGAUGCAUCUUUCCCGAAAUCUUUAGAAUUUUCGGCAAAAAAGUUACUAAGAAAUGUGCAAUAACAAUGGUGUAAAUAUGAAAAAAAAGAAUAAGGAUAAACGAAUAGAAAAAGAUUUUCGUAGAGAAGUAAAGCACUUUAAUAUUGAUAAAACAUAUUGUGUGAAACACGUUCUUGAAUGGUUUCUUUGCCUUGCUAAUAAAAAAAAGACAUGUUUCAACGAGUUUGAAUAAAUAUGUUGUAAAAAUCUAGCGAAAAGAUGCGAAUCUUGUAACAAAGACGAAUUUCUGUGUUUUUUUUGAGAGCAUAAUAACUGCCUGUUCAUGCAAGUGCAAACAAAGUUCAAUCAAGAUCUAUUAUGCAAUGAAACCUGUAGAUGUUGAGUUGGAUAUUAAUUUUUUUUCUUUUAAUCUGUCAAACAUAAUGAAUACUUGUCGCCAGAGGGCAUAUAAUCUAAGCGAGAUGUAUCCUUUCCGAUUUAUAAUUAAUUUCAUCACACAUUGUCUCUAGCAGAGAAUUCUGUUGACAAAGAUGAAGCUUCUAGAAGAAAAACGUGAAAAACAAUUUUUUUAAUGUAUGACACGUAUCUGUGAAGCAAAAUUUUCUCGCUAUAUAAAGUGAAGUAAAAUAAUCACAACGUCAUUUCUUAGAAAUGUCAAACGUAGAUACGAUCGAUCUUGUUACGCGUUGGUUCAAUUACACACUUUCGAUACCAAUAAUUAUCUUGGGUAUCUUUGGAGCUAUUCUAACUGUUUUAGUUUUCAC